This is a messenger RNA of Arabidopsis lyrata subsp. lyrata, 2327 nucleotides long. RefSeq names its product prostaglandin reductase-3. The transcript has 18 exons. NCBI's taxonomy places the organism in Eukaryota, Viridiplantae, Streptophyta, Magnoliopsida, Brassicales, Brassicaceae. Gene Ontology annotation, molecular function: zinc ion binding; oxidoreductase activity. The record is from RefSeq and is a predicted model, not a curated record. Gene Ontology annotation, cellular component: mitochondrion. Bases 130 to 2019 code for a protein of 629 amino acids.
CUUGAUUAUUUUUCGAGUUUCGAGGAUCAAACAAUUCAAUCAAUCAUCAUCUUCUUCUACCUCUGCUCCAAUUUCUCUGAAGACAAGAAACCUUAAAUCAAUCGAAAGCAGCUCAGUGUAAAUUAAUCAAUGGAGAUCAAGCCUGGUUUAUCCGCUCUCGUCACUGGCGGUGCCUCUGGGAUCGGUCGAGCUCUCUGCUUAGCUCUUGCGGAUAAAGGAGUGUUUGUUACGGUGGUUGAUUUUUCGGAGGAGAAAGGACAAGAGAUUACCUCGCUUGUUCGAAAAGCAAAUGCCAAAUAUCAUCCCGGGUUAAGCUCUCCCUCUGCUAUCUUUGUGAAAUGUGAUGUCACUAAUAGAGGAGAUCUCGUGGCUGCUUUCGAUAAGCAUUUAGCCACAUUUGGAACACUUGACAUUUGUAUCAACAAUGCUGGGAUUAGCACUCCUCUAAGAUUUGAUAAAGAUGACACUGAUGGAUCUAAAUCAUGGAAACACACCAUUAAUGUCGAUCUCAUUGCAGUAAUCGAAGGCACACAACUUGCAAUCAAAGCUAUGAAAGCCAAACAAAAGCCUGGAGUUAUCAUUAACAUGGGAUCAGCUGCGGGUCUUUAUCCAAUGCCCAUUGAUCCUAUCUACGCUGCCUCUAAAGCCGGUGUCAUAUUAUUCACUAGAUCAUUAGCAUAUUACAGGCGUCAAGGGAUCCGCAUCAAUGUACUUUGCCCUGAAUUUAUCAAGACAGACUUAGCUGAAGCUAUUGAUGCUUCAAUACUUCAGGCAAUAGGUGGUUACAUGUCUAUGGACAUGUUGAUUAAAGGUGCUUUUGAGCUUAUAACUGAUGAGAAGAAGGCCGGGGCAUGUCUAUGGAUUACCAACCGCAGAGGUUUGGAGUAUUGGCCAACUCCAAUGGAAGAGACAAAGUACUUGGUGGGUUCAAGUUCCAGAAAAAGACCUUCGUUUAAAGUAUCUUCCAAAAUUGAACUUCCUCAAAGCUUUGAGAAAAUAAUUGUACACACCUUGUCUCAUAAAUUCCGCAACGCUACCCGCAUAGUCCGUGCACCACUAAAAUUACCCAUUGGACCACACCAAGUUCUCCUGAAAAUCAUCUAUGCUGGUGUUAACGCAAGUGAUGUAAACUUCAGCUCAGGUCGUUACUUUACCGGCGGCUCACCUAAGCUUCCCUUUGAUGCUGGAUUUGAGGGAGUUGGACUAAUAGCAGCAGUAGGAGAAUCUGUUAAGAAUUUGGAAGUUGGGACUCCAGCUGCUGUUAUGACAUUUGGAGCAUAUUCUGAAUUCAUGAUAGUAUCUUCUAAGCAUGUGCUUCCUGUUCCAAGACCAGAUCCAGAAGUUGUUGCCAUGCUUACCUCGGGAUUAACUGCAUUAAUCGCCCUUGAAAAGGCAGGACAAAUGAAAUCAGGUGAAACAGUACUUGUGACUGCUGCUGCAGGAGGGACUGGACAAUUUGCAGUCCAGCUUGCAAAGUUAUCAGGAAAUAAAGUGAUUGCUACUUGCGGGGGAUCAGAGAAGGCCAAGCUAUUGAAAGAGCUCGGGGUCGAUCGAGUCAUAGACUACAAAUCCGAGAAUAUCAAGACUGUCUUGAAAAAAGAGUUUCCAAAGGGUGUGGAUAUCAUCUAUGAAUCUGUAGGUGGUCAAAUGUUUGACAUGUGCUUGAAUGCUCUUGCUGUUUACGGAAGACUCAUCGUGAUUGGAAUGAUCUCUCAGUAUCAAGGAGAGAAGGGAUGGGAACCCGCAAAAUAUCCAGGGCUCUGCGAGAAACUUUUAGCAAAAAGCCAAACCGUGGCUGGUUUCUUUCUGGUGCAAUACAGUCAACUGUGGAAACAAAAUCUUGACAAGUUAUUCAAUCUUUACUCUCUCGGAAAGCUUAAGGUUGGGAUUGAUCAGAAAAAGUUUAUAGGUCUAAAUGCUGUAGCAGAUGCUGUUGAAUAUCUGCAUUCGGGUAAAAGCACCGGAAAGGUUGUCGUUUGCAUUGAUCCCGCAUUUGAGCAGAAAACGUCGAGACUGUAGACAAAACAUCCACAAGGCAAAAUCCAGUUUGAGAUUCAGGAUACAUGAUUGGAGCUUUUCCUUUCUUCUUCUUCUUUGGUGGCAAGAAAGCGUUUAGUAAGCAGAGAGAGUUCUUUAAUCUUACGCUUAAUAUCAAAUCUAAGUGUUACGCGUGAAAGUACAAUUACACAACACCACACCACAAAAAUAAGAAAGAACCGACAGAAUAAUAGGUUUUAUGGUUUCAGCUUCAAUAAAACUGUAAUUUUUCUACAAAUGAUCAAUGAAUGCAUUUCUUGUGGGAAAUAAGAUUUUGUUUUUUAUUAAUU